Daphnia pulicaria is the source of this 979-nucleotide messenger RNA. RefSeq lists its product as uncharacterized. The record is from RefSeq and is a predicted model, not a curated record. The transcript has 5 exons. Lineage: Eukaryota; Metazoa; Arthropoda; Branchiopoda; Diplostraca; Daphniidae. The coding region runs from base 170 to 877 and encodes 235 amino acids.
AAAUGCUAGGGCUGUUAUCUUCUUGUUUUUGAUAACGAUUUUUCGGCUUGUUGGCUUCUCAAUUGUGUGUUGCAACAAGUCUACCAACAUCGCACAAAAAAUUGUCGGUUAAACUUUUUUCGAAGCAAAUAAACUAUGCCAUCCGCACAAGUUUCAUCUCAUCACCAGCAUGUACCUCAAGUUAAAUAAAUUCUUUAGUUGUUUUUCCUUACAAACUGGAACCAAACUGAUUGGCCUAUUCUCUUUGGCGUGCGGAUUGCUGGGAUUUAAAAUGGCUUUUAUCGAUACGCCCUAUUUAAAUCCAGUAGAUGCUAUUAUUACUCCCUUCAAAAAUGAAAUAACGACAUCACCUUAUCUAAACGGUUGGACAAUCGUUUCUUCCGUAACUAUUGUCGUUACCUUGCCUCUACUGCUUGCGGCCUGGAAGAAAAGCAAUGCGGGGUCUCUCUUACCUUGGCUCUUUGCGCAUCCGUUUUUAGUGUUUUUAGGUGUUGGCUCCCAGUUAUACGGCGGCAUUUCGUCCAUCAUUCGGGCUGACGAGCAUCCCAUUGACAGCGCCAGUUCCAUUGCCGCCAGUGUAAUCGCAUCAGGGAUCGAAUUCUACAUGUGUUUGGUGGUCUACAGCUACCGUAAAGAACUAACCGAGCAAAAAGAACGGGAAAAGCAAACAAAACGGUCAAAAACGGACGGGGAAAUCACCGAUCCUGAAACUUUAUUACCGUCGUAUGUAAACGUGGCGUUAGAGAAGGGAAGCCCAACGAGUACUAGACGUUCUUCCGAUUUUCUAGAUCCCGAAAACCAUAAAGACAAUGAUGAUAAUUCGCAAGAAGUGCACUCAUCAGAAGCAACCAUUUAUUUGAACUUGACAAAAAAAUGAACAAAGAAAAAAAAAUGAUGUAAAUACGUAAUUAAAUGAUUCUGAGAAUGUCAGUCAAGAUAUUUAGAAUUCCCCCAAUACACAAAAUAAUUAAAAAUCAAA